GACGGAGUCUCCGGGACCAUCGCCACCCUCAAUGAGCUGCACGGGGGAUCAAACCACCCGAGCGGCUCGAAUUUGCAGCCCAGCGCGGCGCAGUUGGCGUGGCUGGAGCGGAUCGAGCAGGCGCAUCGCGACCUCGGUACGCCCCCGGCCGACUUGCAUGGACAGGGAGCCCUGGAGGAGCUCCUGUCGAAGCAGAGCUACGGCGGUUCCGCCGGAGCUGUUGCGCCCCUCGAGGUGGAGCGGGUGGCCUUGCCCAGUCUCCAGCGCCGACCUGCUCGCAUCCAGGAUGUUGGCGGCUCGGCGGGCGUGAAGGUUCUCGAGGUCCUCAAGAGUUUGGUUCGGACGUCCGAAGAGGGCGAAGCAGAGGAGGAGCGACAGCAGCUGCGGCGCGCCUACAACGACCCGCUGAUCAGACAGAAGCCGAAGGAGUAUGCUAAGCUCCUGCGGAUGCUGCACGAGCGGGGCAUCGUCGAAUAUCGGCGCAGCUGCAAAAAGAGCGCGGGCACAUUUUGCGCAUGGAAGAAGGGGGGCGAGCAGCGUCUUAUACUGGAUUGCCGCGUGAGCAAUUGCUGGUUUAAGGACGCCCCUGGAGUGAGCUUGGCUACUGGAGACAGUUCUGGUCGGCUAGAGUUCGAGGGGAACGAGCCGGUGCACGUGUCGGGAGUCGACAUCGAGGUCGCCUUCUACUCCAUCGGCCUCCCCGAGGAGCUGCGGGAGUACUUCGGGAUGGAGCCUGUCUGCGCCGGCGCCGUCGGCGUGGGCUGGCUUGGCGGAGUGCGGCUGCAUCCUGGGGAGAAGCUGGUGCCCGUGCUGAGUGCCCUCCACGAGGCCGUGGCCGAGGGGGUCGCGGGCGUUGAGGGGGGCAACCGGCCGGUGGACGGGAGGCCAGCGCCUUCCGUUGCCCGAGGGCCGGUUCACACCGAGCACGUGGACAAUUUCGUGGCGCUGGGCGCCGACGGCGAGGAGGGGCGCCGCAUGGCCACCGAGGUCGGCGAGGCGCUGACGGCCGACGGGCUUGGCGUGCACCCGGUGACCUGCAGCCGCGGGGGGGACACGCUCGGCUGGCACUUCGAUGAGUGGCGGCCGGCCGUAGGCGUCGCCCCUCGCACCGCCCGGCGCCUCAUCCUUGGCUUGCGAGAGUUACUGCGACGGGGUCGUGCGAGCGGCGCCCAGUUGAGAAGCAUCGUUGGUCACAUCAUGUGCCGCGUCUUGCUCCGACGACCCAUCCUUUCUGUACUUCACACUGUCUACGCUUUUAUCGAUCGUCAUCCUGUUCGGGUUGCGCCUCUCUGGGACACAGUAAAGCAGGAGCUGGAGUGGACAAGUCGCCUGGUGCCCCUGGCCUCGAGAGAGCUCAACAUGGAGUGGAGCCCCAAGGUCACCGUGUUCGACGCGAGCGAGUGGGGGCACGGGGUGAUGGAGCGGCGAUGCGAGCUCGGAGCGAUCAAGUAUGCUGGGCAGUACUCUGAUAGGCCUUGGAACGUCUCGGGGGACCACGUGAUCUUGGAAGCUCGGGCCGGCGCGUGGGCCCUUCGUCACAUUCUUCGGGACAGCCGUGCUAUAGGACGCAGACACCUCGUUCUCAGUGAUGCCAUGGCCGUUGUGCUCGGUGUGGCAAAGGGGCGGAGCUCGAGCCGGGCCAUGGGGCGCUGCCUUAGGCAGUGGGCUGCCCUGUGCCUGGCCAGCUUUGCCGUCGUCCACGUCGCUGGAUCUGCUCCGAGCGGAACGCGGCGGACGGCGCCUCGCGGGGCUCUGAGGGGCGCAGCGCCGCGGCUGCCCGGCAUGCUGAGCCGCGGGCCGACGGAUCGACGGCUCGGGAGCGCCUCGCUCGCCACGACCUCAGCGGCUUUGAGUUCGUGGAUCCCGUCACCGGCGGCUUCAUCGGCUGCGAGGGGACCGAUAGCUUCGUCUUCCGGCCGCCGCCUGGGCUCGCUCACCCCAGCGACCCGAGCGGGGGUGAAGAGGAAGGCGAACGGGAGCCUGGGGGAGGCGAGGCGGCGCCGCCGGCAGGCCGCAAGCAGGGCCGCUGGCGCGAGCUCGGCCGCGCACCAGCUCGCGGGCGCCAGCCGCGAGGUUGCCGCCGACGGCAGGCGGCGGGCGCUGCUGGGGCCCGGGCUGACGCAGCUGGAGCGGGGGGUGCCCCCGGGGGCGCGCGCGCUGACGGUGCUGGAGGACGAGGCAGUGGGGCCCUCGACGCAGAAGGACUACCGCCACCGCUUCGGCUGUUUCACGCGCUGGGCCUCGGAGAAGGGUCUCAUCUGGGAGACUCCAGCCAAGGCCGACGCGGCGCUGGUGGAGUGGCUGAACGAGCAGUUCUUCGAGGGCGAGCCCCUGGCGACCGGCACGAAGAUGCUGGCGGCGCUGGGCCACCUGCUCCCGGGGGUGCCCCGUGGGGCGCUGGAGCUGCGACGCUCGCGGCGGGCGCUCCAGGGCUGGAGGCGUCACAACCCGUCCAGCUCGCGCCUGCCGCUGCCGUGGCCUGCGGUUGCUGCCUCGGUGAAGGAGAUGCACGCGCAGGGGCAGCUGGCGGCCGCAGGGGCCACCCUUGUGGCGUUCGUGCUGCUGCUGAGGCCGGCGGAGACGCUGAGGUUGGCGGGCGGCUGCCUGGUGGCUCCGGUGCGAGGCGGAGGCCGCAGCCGCCGCAAGUGGUCAGUGGUGCUCCACCCCCAAGAGAGAGGAGUGACCUCGAAGGUGGGGGCGCAGGACGAGUGCAUGGUGUUCGACAACCCCGAGUUCGACCUGGUGCUGCCGCUGCUGGAGUGGCUGCUCAAGAGCGUGCCGGUCGGGAAGCCUCUCUUCCCGCUGAGCGCGGCCCAGUGGCAGGAGGCCCUGAGGGCGGCGGCCAGGCGGCGGUUUCCCAGCCUCGCCGCGCCCACGCUAUACCAGCUCCGGCACGGCGGCGCGCCCCACGAGGCGCUCACGCAGUUCCGCAGCUCGGAGGACCUCAUGCGCAGAGGCAGGUGGCACAGCCAGCACUCCGUGAAGCGGUACGAGAAAGGAGGGCGCGUCAACCAGGUGCUGCAGUCUCUGACGGCGGAGGAGCUCAACGCGGCGCUGGAGGGCUUCGCGCUGGAGAUCUUCGCGGGCAGCGGGCGCCUCAACCACUGUUGGAGGCAGCAGGCGCCCUGGGGCCUGCCCAUCUUCGAGAUCGACGUCGGCUUCCACAGCUCACACGAUCUCAGCCGCAGAGCAGCUCAGCGUCUCAUCCUGGGCUGGAUCCGCUCGGGGUGCUGUAAGGCGAUCUGGCUGGGAACGCCCUGCGCGACCUUCUCGCGGGCGCGGGACUCCGGGGCCGGGCCGCCUCGGCUGCGCUCGGAUGAGCAGCCGCUGGGCCUGGACGGGCUGUCGGAGGGCGACAGGGUGAAGGUGGAAGUGGCGAACGAGCUCUGCCGCUUCUCCGCCAAGGCCCUCCUGUGCUGCCUCGAGCGGGGCGUGCCGGCGGCGUUGGAGAACCCCGCGUCGCCCCGCCCGUGGCUGACGCCCUACAUGCAGGCCGCCGGCCAGCG
Molecule: messenger RNA, 3506 nt
Organism: Prorocentrum cordatum
Lineage: Eukaryota; Dinophyceae; Prorocentrales; Prorocentraceae
Source: the annotation of a GenBank genome assembly